AGUAGGCGUCCAGCGCGCUUAUGUCAGUCGGCAGUCGGCGAGUUUAAGGUUAAACCGGACAGCGAGGAGGCCGGGCGAGAGCGCGGGCUGUCCUGAGCGAAGUGUCAUUAUAAACAAUCCGUCGACGACAAUUUUCCCCAUCUCCGAAAACGUGGGAACACGUGCGGUUAAAUGACAGACGAUUAUUAUGGCAACGCCCAUUUGUGAUAAGAAAGCGAGGGUGAUCGUCCUAGGAGGAUGCGGUUUCAUCGGGCGUAAUCUCGUGGAGUAUUUGUUGGAUAAUCAUCUGGUGUCGUACGUCCGAGUCGUGGACAAGGUGCCCCCGCAGACGGCCUGGCUCAACGCGAGGCACCAGCGGCUGUUCGAGAACCCUCUGCUGGAAUUCAAAAGCGCCAACUUGAUUAACAUAGCAUCCUGCCAAAAUGCAUUUUCAUCUGAUGAGCCUAUCGAUUAUGUGUUCAAUUGUGCUGGCGAGACAAAGAGCAGCCUCACAGAUCCGGUGUACAAAGAAGGCAUUUACAAAUUAAGUGUGAACUGUGCUCAACUGGCGGCCAAGAUUAAAGCCUCGCGUUAUGUGGAGAUAUCUUCUGGCAAUCUUAAUGCCUCUGAAAAGGCGCCUCAUAAAGAAGAGGACGCUGGAGAACCAUGGACGUUUGUCGCGAAAUACAAGUUGCAAGUGGAACAUGAACUGAAAAAUGUGCCAGAUUUGAAAUAUACUAUACUUCGACCAGCUAUUGUAUAUGGUUGCGGUGAUAGAAAUGGUUUAGCACCGAGAUUAGUAGUGGGUGCAGUUUACAAGCACUUAGGAGAGAUGAUGAAAUUACUCUGGGGACCGGAUCUUCAUAUGAACACGGUUCAUGUAAGAGACGUCGCGAGAGCGAUCUGGCACGUGGCCAACAGACCAGAAACAAUUGGUCAGACAUAUAAUCUCGUCGACGAAGGAGAUUCCACUCAAGGUUCCAUCAGUGCUAUAGUCUCAGAGCUGUUCAACAUCAACCAUGAUUACUGGGGCACGACGUUAUCUACACUGGCCAAAACCGAUAUGAGCAGUGUCGUUGAGGAAGUGAACGACAAACACAUGGGUCCCUGGGCAGAAGCAUGUCGCAAAGAUGGAGUGGAAAACAGCCCUCUGUCGCCCUACAUAGAUCAAGAGCUUUUAUAUAAUAAACAUUUAUAUUUACAUCCGGGAAAACUUUCAAACACCAUAGGAUUUGCAUAUCUGUAUCCUAAAUUAACAAAAGAUGCCCUUGCAGAGGUACUCGAUGACUAUGUGAACAUGAGAAUCUUUCCGCAUUCCUUGGUCCUAUGAACUCUAGCAAUAUCGACUGCCGAAUUCAAAUAUAUCGACAAGCUUUCACGAUAAUUCUUAUAAAUAUCAGCCACAUACAGACGCCAAGCGUUUUCACCGUGUGCCUAAAGAAAAGGGUUCUAUACAUGUUACAUACAUUCUAUUACACGUUAUACAUCUUUACACGACGCUAGACUUUGAAAAGCGCGUAUAUAUAUAUAUAUAUAUCUGGAAUUCCAAGAUUUCAUAGAAGGGCCUAUCGCCAAAUGUGAUAAAGUAGCAAUUAAUGUACUUAAUUUUAUCAAGUUAAUUUUCAAAGUACAGAACUUUUUUGCACCUUCUUUGAAAGGUCGCGCUAGUCAAACUCUUAAGAAUGAUCCGAAACAAUGUUAAGAUCUUGCACGCAAAUAUAGGUAUACAUAUACAUAUGUAUAUAUGAAGACGCUUAAACUUAACUUACAAUUAAUGAUAUUCGUAGUUUAUAAAUCGAUUUGGAUACAUUUUUUAGAUCACAUCAUCGCAAAAAGGAAAAAAAAGAAAGAUGCUUUUUAUACGCCAUUUUUUCCAGACUGUGGAUUGUCCUAAUCAAGUUGUCGAGAAUCCAUAUAUUUUUUUAUCAUUGGAUAUAUAGGAGGAAUUUUUUUCUCUUUUAUAUUCGCUACAUUCCAAGAUGUAUCUUCCAUUUAAGCUGUGAAUUAAGUUGAGAAAUCUUUUUAUUCCAGUCAAAUAUUAGAUAGCAAAUGUACGACCUAAACUAAAGGCUCGCAUAAGUACAAACAUUGUUAAAGACGCGUUAUAUAAAAGAUACAUGCAGAAAAUAUUACUUAUUGAUGUAUGAAUGAUUGUUCAUAUUGGUAGAUUUAUAUAUAAGAGCGCAGCAUGUAUUUGCAUGCAUUUAAUAUAAAAAAAAAGAAAGAAAUUAUUAUAUUCGUCUAUUAUUGGCAUUGAAUGCCUCGAUGAUAUUAGUAUUACAUUUUUUGAUUCUAUUGUUACACGCUGUGUAGAUUCUUUGAUAAUAAAGUUGCUCCAUUUAUGAAACUGUA
Nylanderia fulva is the source of this 2331-nucleotide messenger RNA. RefSeq lists its product as uncharacterized. The record is from RefSeq and is a predicted model, not a curated record. NCBI's taxonomy places the organism in Eukaryota, Metazoa, Arthropoda, Insecta, Hymenoptera, Formicidae.